UGAACACACAGUUGUGCCACAAGGGUUUCCUUCCACACAACACUAAGCAUGGCUACCAUGUCUCUUCUUUUCCCUUCCUCAGCUCCCACAACUACAACAACUGGCAGCAGUACUACCAUCACUACAGCACUAACAACAGGAAACACAUCUACAACAACAGACAACACUACUGACACCGCUUCUUCAUCAGCAACGCCAGACAGCUCAUCUACAACAACUGUGGAAACGUCUACCACAUCUACACCAACACCAACAGGUAAGGAUGGACAGUCCCUCCAGGAGCGCUUGAUGAGAACUUUUUGUUGUGUUUUUCUGAGCAAGGAGCUCCAGAACCCACAGAGGCAGUGGUGUGUUGCCCUGCCUGGGUGCAGAUGCCAUUUCUCUACCUCCAUGGGGAAGGUGUCAGGCUCAUCCAUCCCACCGGAUGGUAGUUAUCCCAUCAGCUGCCCAGUACCUCAAAGGACUGUGGUUGUUGCAGAGACUCCCAUCAGUAAUCCAGGGAGGAAGACGUGCUCUCUCAGGGGUAGAGCGCGUGCAGGGAAUGCACCACUGCUGGGCACCCUCAUCCUGCUCUGUCAGACAGCUCUGACUGCUCAGAGCUGCCAGCUCAAAUGUGGGGAGCUGUUCUACAGGGAGACACACGUGUGCCAUUGAGGGGGACUGAUGUGG
Messenger RNA from Meleagris gallopavo (turkey), 669 nucleotides. The record is from RefSeq and is a predicted model, not a curated record. NCBI's taxonomy places the organism in Eukaryota, Metazoa, Chordata, Aves, Galliformes, Phasianidae.